AGCCAUGGCCAGCUACAGCUACCGCCGGAGCCAGCCGGUGCGGAUCCUGCAGGAGCCCGGGCAGUGGGCCUUCGGCCGGGAGCCCGAGGCGGGCGCGCGGCGGCCCGGCGGCCCCCCGAGCCUGUACAGCCAGCUGAUGGGCGACAUGCAGAGCCACCUGGACGAGAUGGACCGCCUGCGCGUGGUCCUGCUGGACGCCUACCCGCUGCUCGCCCUGGGGGAGGAGGCCGGCCCGGCCGGGAAGGGGCCGCUGCAGCCCCGCCAGCCCCGCGCGCGGAGCAGGCACCAGCUGGCCCUGGAUGUGGGCGGCUUCGCCCCGGAGGAGCUCUCGGUCAAGCUGGAGGGCAGGAAGCUGACGGUCCUCGGGAAGCACGAGAAGGAGGAGGCGGCCGAGGACGGCUGCGUGUCCCGCGAGUACCGCGAGGUGCGCAGGGAGCUGCUCCUGCCCGCCGACGCCAACCUGGAGGCCGUGACCUGCGCCCUCGCCCCCGACGGGCAGCUCCGCAUCGAGGCCCCGCGCCUGGAGCGCACCAUCCGCGUCACCGUGGAGAGGAGCCCGGCGGAGGCCAGCGAGGCGGCCGGACGGCAGACGUCCCCUGGGGCCGGCGAGGAACGGGACGGGGCGGGCGAGAAGUGAGGCGGCGCUACCCGGCCUUGCGCGCCCGGACACC
Messenger RNA from Candoia aspera, 671 nucleotides. Its product is annotated as heat shock protein 30C-like. The coding region runs from base 5 to 637 and encodes 210 amino acids. The transcript has a single exon. Gene Ontology annotation, biological process: response to heat; protein refolding. Lineage: Eukaryota; Metazoa; Chordata; Lepidosauria; Squamata; Candoiidae. Gene Ontology annotation, cellular component: nucleus; cytoplasm. The record is from RefSeq and is a predicted model, not a curated record.